Messenger RNA from Carassius auratus (goldfish), 1820 nucleotides. Its product is annotated as interferon-induced protein with tetratricopeptide repeats 5-like. The record is from RefSeq and is a predicted model, not a curated record. Gene Ontology annotation, biological process: defense response to virus. Gene Ontology annotation, cellular component: cytosol. Bases 165 to 1592 code for a protein of 475 amino acids. The transcript has 3 exons. Lineage: Eukaryota; Metazoa; Chordata; Actinopteri; Cypriniformes; Cyprinidae. Gene Ontology annotation, molecular function: protein binding.
UCACAAAAAGACCACGCUCACGCACGAGUGGGCCAUGCAACCAAUUUUCAGUUUCCAUUCUGAGUUUGACACUCCCAUCUCUAGAAAAGGUUAAUAAAGCUUGCACCACCUUCCUCCUCAAACAGAUCCUGAAACAUUUAUCAAACAGACGUCCUAGAUAAGGUAUGGAUCCGGACAGAACUUUGAGAGCAAAACUUCUCCAGUUGGAAUGCCACUUCACCUGGGCUCUGAACAGAGAUGAUAUAGAUCUAAAUGAUGUUCUCAAUAGACUGCAAGAACAGAUUAAGCUGUACUUCGGAAAGAAAGAAGGCCUUGCCAAAACUUACAGUCCUUUGGCCUAUGUCCAGUUCCUUCUGGGGUUUCACGAGGAGGCACAUAAUAAUCUCAUGACAUCCGUGAAGCUACUCAUGGAAUGCCACCAGGAUGAAUUUCAUAAAACUCUCAUUGUCACUUAUGGAAACCUCGCCUGGAUAAACUACCACAAGAAGAACUACAAAGAAUGUGAAAGUUACCUGAAGAAGCUUCAGAAGAUAAAUGAAACCUUACUCACUGAGUGGUCAUCUGUUCCAGAGGUGCUUGGUGAAAAGGGAUGGACUUUUCUUAAAUUCUCACAAAAAUAUUACAACAGAGCCAAAGAAUGUUUCAGGAAGGCUUUAGAAAUUGAACCAGAGGAAGGCGAAUGGAAUGCUGGUUAUGCAAUUGCUCUGUAUCGCACCGAAUUCGAGAAUUCCAGUUUGGAUAAUUCGCCUACAAUAAAGCAGCUGAAACGAGCCAUUGCCACGAAUCCAGAGGAUGAUGUUCUCAAAGUCCUCUUAAGCAUGCGGCUGAUUGUUUACAAAAAGUACCAAGAGGCUGAGAGUUUGGUAGAGAAGGCUUUAGAAGGAUCUCCAGAUCACCCACAUGUCAUGCGAUAUGUUGCAAAAUUCUUCAGGAAUCAAGGAAGUGUGGACAGGUCAAUUCCUCUUUUGAAGCGAGCACUGGAAAACUCACCCGAUUCGAGUUUCAUACAUCAUCAGUUAGCUCUUUGCUAUAAGUUUAAGAAAAUCCAACUGUUGCAGGAGCAAAGUAACCAUGCCAAAGGGGCAAAAGUUCAACAGAUUCGCGAUCAAUGCAUCUAUCAUUUAGAAAAGGCCACCAGCCUGACAGCCUCCUUCAUUUCUGCAAUGAGCGAUCUAGCGCUGCUGUAUGGAGAGAACCGGGAUAUGUCACGGGCUGAGGAGCUGUUUCAGCUCGCUUUUAAAGCAGCCAGAGAGAAAAACGACAAUCUACAUGUUGUCAAUUUGUGUUAUGCUGAAUUCCAGCUUUACUGCCACAGAUGUGAGUCGUCAGCUAUCAAAUACUUCAUGGAAUGUCUAAAGAUUAAACCGAAUUUACUCACAGGGAAGAAAAGUGCCAACAUUUUAAAGAAGAUCGCUGAUAAACGAAUUCAGAGAAACUCAAAUGAUGUGGAGGCUUAUGGGAUACUAGGGUUCCUUCAUAAGGUAAAUGGGGAGAAAGAUCAAGCCAUUGAGUGCUAUGAGAAAGCUCUGAGUUAUGAAGACAAUGAUGAGUUCCUCAGUAACCUUAGUGAACUCAGGAUGUCCUCACAGUAAAGUCAUCACAUAUUAAAUACUUAUCAGAUGUACAUAAUGUAAUAUGCAUUUGAUUGUGCUUCAUGUACUGACACUUUAUGGCUAUUUAUUCUAUUAAUGUAUAAUGAAGAUCAUGGGCCCUAUUUUAACGAUCUGAAACGCAAGUGUCAAAGCGCGAAGCGCAAGUAAGUUUGUGGGCGGGUCUCGGCGCUGUUGCUAUUUUCCCGGCGGGAUAAAUGGCUCUUGCGC